Molecule: messenger RNA, 390 nt
Organism: Fraxinus pennsylvanica
Lineage: Eukaryota; Viridiplantae; Streptophyta; Magnoliopsida; Lamiales; Oleaceae
Source: the annotation of a GenBank genome assembly
AUGGGUUUGCCGAGAAUUACCUUUUAUUUUGUUCAUGUUUGUCUACUCAUUUUAACCAUUCUUGAGUUCACCCCAGUAUCCAAAUCUGCACCUGACUACACCAGUUUAGUGUACAAGGGUUGUGCCAAGCAAGAAUUAGCAGAUCUAACAGGGGUUUACUCACAAGCACUCUCUGCCCUUUUUGGCACCCUUAUUGCCCAAUCCUCCAAGGCCAAAUUUUACAAAACCACAACUGGCAGUGGCCAAACCACCAUUAAUGGCCUUUUUCAAUGCAGAGGGGACAUGUAUGGGGUUUUACUAAUAUCCCCAGUCAUAUUGGGAAGGAGAAAGGGACCGGCUUUUAUCCUUCCCCUGAAUCAACAGGCGGCUGUGGCAGUUGCCUCUGCUUGA